CAGUAGGUUUCCUUGCACAAAGGUUGUUUUGUUUUUUAACUGGAGGAAAUGUCAGCCCUCCCUCCACACUGUUCCCAGAGAGUCCAGGACCUGGAGGCUAGAAUGAGAGACGGAGGCUUAAGACUAUAAAACGGAGACAGAGGAGAUGAUUUCACGAUACAACAGAAGACCCGUAUCGCACAAACUUGAGAUUCGUGGGUUGUCCCGAAGCAGCCUAGACCACCACCCUCUCCCGGGGGAGGCAGAUGAUAAUGAAACCCCUCAGCGCUACCUCCAUGACCUCCAGGAAGCUGUCUCUGCUCACAACAGCUCUGACACGUCUGCUGCUUCUGGCCACUCCAACUGUCCCACCGUGAUCUCAGUAGACUCCAGCCAGUCCUGGUCAGGUAUCCACAGCUCCACAGGCACUGGCAUCUCCACAGAAAGGAGCUCUGUUUUCUCCUGGGGCUAUGAUGAGUUUGACAAAGCAGCGUCACGGCAGGUGCAGCAAAUGUUUGAGGAGAUCGACAAAGAGCUGUAUGAAGGGAGCGGCAGCGGAGGCGGGAUACUCCAGGGGCUGCAGGAUGAAUGUCAGCAGUGGGCUACACGUUUCCCUCAUCUUAGGAUUCUGGGGACUCAGCUGGUGUGUCCCAGUGACGAGGGCUUCCAGUGGUAUGCUACUUCAGGAGUAAGCAGCUCUGCCAGCAGCCCAUCAGCAGGCAAAGAGAACAGUGUAACGUCCCAGGAGAAAGAUAAGGGAGGCACGGAGUUGAAUGUGCAGGGCAGGAGAGCGGCACUCACUAAGUCCCUCUCAGCAGAGUGGGAAGAGCCUCCUGACACCUCCAGUGGCUCCAGCAGCCAUGACAAGCCGAGAGUGAUUGAAGUGGAGGGUCAGAUGGAGGAGUACCUGGCUUUUGAUAGCAGGGAUUUGGAGGAUGAGUGGGAACAGGACGGCCGAAGGUAUCACUGUCUGCCGCCUGUCUCACCAUACCGCUGUCGCCGUCAAGCCAUUUUGGACCUGCUGUUUGAUGACGUGUGGCAGCAUCUGGUUGGCUGGAUGAAAGAGCUGGUUCAACGCCACUGGGAAGGCUGCACCUCAAAUGAUGACAAGAUAUCUGGGAGCUUGAGCCCCGUGCAGCAAGACUCCCAGAAUCCCUUCAUGCUGCUGUCAAUCCUGCCUACGAUGCUGCCCAAACCAGGUCAGAGCAGGGUGCCCCCCCUCACGGCUGGCCUGCAGUUCCAGAACACAAAGUCAAAGGGCUCAAAGCACAAGUCCAGACGGAAACCCAAAAAGCAGAAAAGGCCUCCCAGUGCUGGACGGGUCCAAGUAGGAGCAGCAACGACCCAGCACAACCUCAACGACCUCAUUGUGAUCCACAGCAUCCCCCUGCAGCAGAGGAACCUGGGAAUGCUGGACAGAAACCAGGAGCCAGAGGAUCGAGCGUCCCACAGACCAGGCUCCAGCGUGGGCCCCUCCAGCAAACCUCGUCCUCGCAGAACCCUGGAGCAGAGCACUUCCUCGUUAUCCCGCCUGGCACUGUCCGCCCAGCGCAAAAACCCUCAUCCCAGAAACCUCCAGCCACUGGUUCCAAGCCCGAGCCAGUCCAUAGCAGCGGGAUCCCUGGAUGAGGUCAUCCGUGGGACACGUCUAACCACAGCCAGUGACCACCUGACAUCCCCACUGUCUUCUAUGAGGAGGAACACACUCCUUCCUCCCAUCAGUGCUGGAGACCCAGAGUCGUCUCUGUCAGCACAGCGGUCCAAACCUGCACAGCGACAGAAAGGUGCUGCCAGCCGCGCCCACAGUGCUAUAAAUGACAAGGCUGGCAGUUUAAUACCAAGGGAUCGUCACCACCUGCUGGAAGUCUUUUCUCGCCCCAACACCACACAUACAUACAGGUCAGACACUCCAUACCGUCGUUCCUUCACAGUGUUGGACAACAUCGGGCAGGGACGGACAGGGAGAGCGUCCGUGGGUACAGAUGCUCUUGGAAUUGGUGUGACCGGCGUCAGUCUUGGCAUCAGCAGCUCGUCUUUCUUGGACUCGUUUUCCCAUCACCCUUUGGGGCACUUGCCCAUCAAAGAUGAAGAGGAGCCAGACCCACAAGCCCCUGUCCCAGCUCCACUGGUGCCUGUGUCGCUUCCCCCUCGCUCUUACUCUCGGGGAGGAAUCUCAUCCAGAGCGAAAAGACCUGGUUUGUAGUCUGACUUCAAUCUCCCGACUCAUCAGCCAGUCACCUUUAUAAAGCACAACUAAGUACUACACUCUGCAGCAUCUGUGCCCUCUGAACUCUUUUUGUAGCAGAUUUUUUUUUCAUAUCAUGCUGCUUUGGUUAAGUUUUUUGUCAGGGGGGGGGGGGGGGAAAUGUUUUUGUAUUUCAGAAAUCAGCUAAUCUGGCUGCCAAACACAAAUAACUGUCAUAAAACACUGUAACAACUCUAUCAUCAUGUACAGUAUGAGCUUAUGGGCGGACGUUGGUACAAGUAAGUGAAUGUGUAUAUAUAUAUCUAUUUAUGUAUGAAUGCUCUGUACAUUAUCCUCUGUGGUGUGUUGUACUGAUAAAUGUCUAUGCAGGGAAUAACACAUCCACCCAGGCAGGGAUACUACGGAUUAAAAAGCACUUUUGCUCUCUCUGACAUUGAAGCAGAGGGUUUGGUACUGUAUCUUUUACAGGGUAUCACACAUCCAAACACCCUGUGUAAAUAAAAAAAAAAAAACUGGACCAGA
Messenger RNA from Labrus mixtus (cuckoo wrasse), 2707 nucleotides. RefSeq names its product family with sequence similarity 149 member B1 (gene fam149b1). Gene Ontology annotation, biological process: cilium assembly; protein localization to cilium. The record is from RefSeq and is a predicted model, not a curated record. NCBI's taxonomy places the organism in Eukaryota, Metazoa, Chordata, Actinopteri, Labriformes, Labridae. Bases 146 to 2182 code for a protein of 678 amino acids. The transcript is spliced from 16 exons.